AUGUGUGUGGUGGGUGUGGAGAAUGUCUGUGUCUGCGAGGGCACACCUGGCCUCCCACCCACAGGGCUGCUGUCCCAGAGCCUGGAGUUCAGCUCUCCCGCCGACAACUACACAGUGUGCGAAGGCGACAAUGCCACCCUCAGCUGCUUCAUCGACGAGCACGUGACCCGCGUGGCCUGGCUGAACCGCUCCAACAUCCUGUACGCGGGCAACGACCGCUGGACCAGCGACCCGCGGGUGCGGCUGCUCAUCAACACGCCCGAGGAGUUCUCCAUCCUCAUCACCCAGGUGGGGCUGGGCGACGAGGGCCUCUACACCUGCUCCUUCCAGACCCGCCACCAGCCCUACACCACUCAGGUCUACCUCAUCGUGCACGUCCCCGCCCGCAUCGUGAACAUCUCCUCGCCUGUGACGGUGAAUGAGGGGGGCAACGUGAACCUGCUUUGCCUGGCUGUGGGGCGGCCGGAGCCUACAGUCACCUGGAGGCAACUUCGAGACGGCUUCACCUCGGAGGGCGAGAUCCUAGAGAUUUCCGACAUCCAGCGGGGCCAGGCCGGGGAGUACGAAUGCGUGACUCACAACGGGGUCAACUCGGCGCCUGACAGCCGCCGCGUGCUGGUCACCGUCAACUGUGAGCCCCUGGGAAUACCCCACCCCGACAUCCAGAGCCCGGACCAAGAUGGAGUCACCAGCUCCGACUCCCAGGAGACCCUCUGCAAGCACCCACCCUGA
Myotis brandtii (Brandt's bat) is the source of this 732-nucleotide messenger RNA. RefSeq names its product IgLON family member 5 (gene IGLON5). Lineage: Eukaryota; Metazoa; Chordata; Mammalia; Chiroptera; Vespertilionidae. The transcript is spliced from 6 exons. Bases 1 to 732 code for a protein of 243 amino acids. The record is from RefSeq and is a predicted model, not a curated record.